AUGAACCUGGAGCCAUAUGUCCCUCAGGAUUGGAGUAAGCCAGCUGCCCAUCAAGCUCAGGGUGAUGUUAUCAAACUAAUGUCCACUGAAGAGAAGCCCUCUGAAGAACCUGACAUGGAAUACAAAGAGGCAGCACAUGGGAAGAGGAAGCUUAAGUUGACAAAUAUAUUGGAAGAAAGGAGCAGGAGCAAAGAACAAUCUCCAACCCAAGGGUCCUCCCUUGCAGACAUCAAACCCUUUUCCAACGAAGGGUGGUCCACUAUCCCCAUUGACAGUAGAUUCAUCAAGCAUAGCAGCCUCACCAGAAAGCACAGCAAUGUGACUUUGAGAUGGGCCAGAUGGGCCCUCAAACAUCUCAGAGGAAAAAAAGAAGGCUCUAAGUGUCUUAUGAAGCAUGCUCUUUAUAUGAUAUAUAACAACUUGGACUCUGAAUCUGGAGAGGAUAAGGACACAAAGGCAGCUCCCACUGAAAAUUGUGGCAAUGUCAAGUCCUCUGGUGCAGUCCAUACUCAGGCAGAUGAUGCUUCAGAAGGAGGGGCACUACACAAUGAAGUACCAGUGGGUACUACACACAAGGAAGAACAAGCUCCUGCUGUCACACCUACUGUUCCAAAUCAACAGCCUCUUGGUGUCUCUCAUCCCCAGGUUCCACCUCUUUGUGAUGUCCCUUGUGACUUACAGCCUGAAGUCCCUCAUCCUAAUAUUCCUUGUGACCUGGAACUUCUUCAUGAUGCCCCUGGUACCCAGAUUCCUCAUAACUUGGAUCCUUUGCAUGAGCCACUGCACAACCUUCAUGAGCCUUCACACAACCCUUGUGAGCCUCUCCAGCACCCUUGUGAGCAUCUCCAUUACACUUGUGAGCCUAUUUGGCAUGACCCUCAUGGUGCCCCUCCUGACUCAUGA
Molecule: messenger RNA, 903 nt
Organism: Suillus subaureus
Lineage: Eukaryota; Fungi; Basidiomycota; Agaricomycetes; Boletales; Suillaceae
Exons: 4
Coding region: 1-903 (300 amino acids)
Source: RefSeq, a predicted model, not a curated record